Molecule: messenger RNA, 2612 nt
Organism: Dendronephthya gigantea
Lineage: Eukaryota; Metazoa; Cnidaria; Anthozoa; Malacalcyonacea; Nephtheidae
Product: piggyBac transposable element-derived protein 2-like
Exons: 3
Coding region: 542-2407 (621 amino acids)
Source: RefSeq, a predicted model, not a curated record
CUUUAUACAGCACAGUUGCCAUUUGGCAACAAUACAUUCCAUCCCCUCGUGUAUUGGGGGCUUGGGCGCUAAUGAAAUUUUAAAUAGUGUUACAUCAAGUACUGCAUAAAAGAAUUCAUGGAUAAACAUGGCGGCCAGAUGCUAGUCUUCUUUGGUGGGUUAAUUUCAAGCUAAAAAGGUACGUUUUUGAGUGCCAUUUGUGGUAUAAUUACUGAAUGUAUGUUUAUUAACAAAUACAUGAGCUACAGAAAUAGAAAUUGGGUAAAUUUACAUGUUAAAUGUUGACUUUCUAUUGCCUUAACAACGUCUUCCGUUCGACGAGGAGAAGUGUUAUUGUUGGACAUCUUUAUAUUUAGUUGCCAUAUGGCAACUAUGCCAAAUAAGGGUCAUAUUACCAAGUGGAACUUAUACAAAAUGAGGUUCUGUUUUGCUAUUUAGUUUUCCUAUAAGAGACUAAAUUGUUUAUUCCUACUGGUACUUUGCCAUUACCAGAACUAGUAAAUAGACACCAUCAUUUGUUUUAAUUUUCAGAAGUGUUUGUAUGGAAGCAACAGAACAGAUAAGAUAUGAUGCGCAUCAGGCUUUUCGGUUGUUCUUGGAGCCAGGGGGUUCUGAUUCUGAGAUGUCGGAAUUGGAAGAUGAGGAAGAUGGGGUAGAAGAUGAAGUUUUGCUGCAUUCCAAAGGGCAGAGUGUUUUAGAGUUAGAUAGGGAGGAAGAAGUAAAUGAUGAUGGCAGUCACAAUACACCUUUGGAUAAUGCAACCAUUAGGGACAAUGUCAUUUCUGAUUCUGACAACAGUGAUUUAGAGAGUGGUAAACCUGCUAGUGAUACAGCACCCAAGAAUAAAAAGCCACGCUACCGUUGGCGCAGUCGUGAUCCACCCGUAGUUGACUCUGUGUUCAAAGGCAACAAUUUCUCAUUACCUCCUGAUGAUGUGGAUGAAUGGACGCCACUGUCAUAUUUUAGCUGUUUCUGGACAGAUAGCAUGACAAAUCAACUGGUUGAACAAACAAACCUAUACAGUGUUCAGAAAGCUGGCUUGAGCAUACAGACAACCAAGGAAGAAAUUGAGCAGCUGAUUGGCAUUCAGAUGAGAAUGGGGAUAGUGACAAUGCCAAGAUACCAAAACUUUUGGGCUGCAGAGACGAGGUAUGAACCUGUUGCUAAUGUCAUGAGUUUGAAACGGUAUGAGAAGUUACGCCAAUAUUUACAUGCCAAUGAUAACUCUUUGAUCAACACUCCACAAAACAAAGGCAAUAGACUAUACAAGGCAGAACCAAUUCUUGUGGCUCUGAGGGAAAAUUGCAAAAAAAUUGAGCAGGAAGAAUACCAGUCAAUAGACGAACAAAUUGUGCCUGCGAAAACUAAAUACAGCGGUAUUAGGCAGUAUAACCCUAAAAAGCCACACAAAUGGGGAUUCAAAAACUUUGUAAGAGCAGGAAGAAGCGGACUUAUUUAUGACUUCUUCUUUUAUGUUGGGGCAAAAACCACUGGCGGAGACCAAUGUAGUGCCAAGAGUGUUGUGUUGAAGUUGUGUGAAGCAGUACCAAAGCAUUGUAAUUAUAAGGUAUAUUUUGACAAUUGGUUUGCCACACUUGAUUUACUUGCUGAACUAAAACAAAUUGGAAUUUUAACAACUGCAACCCUGCGAUCCAACCGGUUAGCAGGAUGUCCUUUGAAGACAGAGAAAGAACUCAAGAAAGCUGGCAGGGGUAGUUACUCAUACCGAACUGACCAAAAUACCGGCAUAGUCGUCCUCAGAUGGUUGGACAACAAGUGUGUGCAGCUUGCUUCCACAUAUUUAGAUUCAAGAAUUUCAGGAAAGCAAGUGAAGAGGUGGGACUCCACUACUAAAACCCACAAACAAGUCCCAUGUCCCAACAUUGUGGUUCAGUACAAUCAGUCCAUGGGGGGAGUGGAUCUUGUUGAUAUGCUGAUUGCCUUGUACCGAUGCAAAAUUAAGACAAAACGCUGGUAUUUGGUUCUGCUGUUCCAUGCGGUUGACAUUGCCAAGGUCAAUGCAUGGCUAUUAUAUAGAAGGCAUUGUGGCCAACUAAAGAUUGCAGCUAAAAAUCAAAUGACCUUGCUGACCUUUGUUAGCAAGAUUUCAGAUGCAUUGCUGAAGGCGGGGAAACCUGGCACCGCGGCAAAAAGAACUCCCGGAAGACCACCAAAACGUGCAUGUGACCAGAGAGAAGAAGUAACUCCGAAGAGAAGAAGAGCUCCUAAAACAGCAAUUCCAGAUAAUGACUCAAGAUAUGAUGGUUUAUGUCACUGGCCGGAAUAUCGAGAAAAUAAAAACAGAUGUUGCUUGUGUAAAACUGGCUUUAGCCGUGUAUACUGCCAAAAGUGUGGUCUAUGCUUAUCAUCCAACAAAAACUGUUUUACUCAGUUUCACACCAAAUAGACCAAAUAGCUUGGUCACAUGGUUUUAUGAACAUUUAAUGAACAUUUGAACUCAGUAUUUAAAAUGUUUUGUACUACUAGUUUCAACUAGCUUUUUCUACCCUUAUACCGCAUAGUUGCCAUAUGGCAACAAACUUAAAAUUGAAGCCAAAUAAACUUUUUAACUUUUUUAACUUAAAUGUGUGUUAUUUUGGUUAUUUUUAAUU